Thalassophryne amazonica is the source of this 2208-nucleotide messenger RNA. RefSeq names its product DENN/MADD domain containing 6Aa (gene dennd6a). Gene Ontology annotation, cellular component: recycling endosome. The transcript has 19 exons. Bases 148 to 1968 code for a protein of 606 amino acids. NCBI's taxonomy places the organism in Eukaryota, Metazoa, Chordata, Actinopteri, Batrachoidiformes, Batrachoididae. Gene Ontology annotation, molecular function: guanyl-nucleotide exchange factor activity. The record is from RefSeq and is a predicted model, not a curated record.
UCCCGCUGGACGUUGCUAGUGCUAAAUGCUAACAGCGGCUGCCGUACUUCCAGCUGCCUGUUUUCAGUCGUCGCUCAGCGGACAGAAAUCCCGGUAAAGUGUUAGGAAGUCGUUACAGUUCCUUGAGUUUGGCGUCGGGCCGUCGGCAUGUCUGUGCGGGGCCCGGAGGAGCUGGGGGAGCAGGUCGAAGAGCCCGAGGACCUGGAUGACCAGGACGCUAGCAGCAUCUCUCCGGCCGAGGAGAUAACGCUGCCCGCCGGGCCCGGAGGCGACGACGAGCCCGCGGACACGCUGCUGCUGCUGCCCUGGGACCGCUUCUCUACCUGGCUGCACUGCAUCUGUGUGGUGGGCUUCGACCUGGAGCUGGGACAGGCGGUGGAGGUUAUUUAUCCUCAUCACUCCAAGCUGUCUGAGAAAGAGAAAACAAGCAUCUGCUACCUUUCUUUUCCCGACUCAAACUCAGGUUGCCAUGGCGACACCCAGUUCUGUUUCCGCUUUCGUCAAGGUUCCAACAGGAAGUUGUCGCUUGGCCGCUUCCUAGAAACCACCGACCGGGAUGCCCCUCCAUGUCUGAAGAGGGAACAGGGGCAUUACUAUGGUUACGUGUAUUUUCGUCAGGUUCGAGACAAGUCUUUGAAGAGAGGAUACUUCCAGAAGUCUCUGGUCCUGAUCAGUAAGCUGCCCUAUGUGACCUUCUUCCACUCCCUGCUGAAGAUCCUGGCACCAGAAUAUUUUGAGAGGCAGGAGCCCUGUCUGGAAGCUGCUUGUAAUGACAUCGACCGAUGGCCGACGCCCCAUCCUGGACGAAUCCUCACGCUGCCCAUUAUGGGCGUGGUCAUAAAGGUUCGAAUCCCAACUUCUUAUGACAAACCUGGAACCACACAGCUGGUCCAGUCCGCACAGGCUGACAGUCAGGUGUCCAUGGUUCUUCCAACCAUCCAUGAGGUUGAUCUCUUCAGGUGUUUCUACCCGGUCUUCUUCCACAUUCAGAUGCUGUGGGAGUUGGUGUUGCUCGGAGAGGCGCUCAUCGUCAUGGCGCCUUCUCCGGCCGAGUCUUCAGACACCGUCCUGGCGUUGGUCAACUGCAUCUCUCCUCUGCGUUACUGCAGCGACUUCAGGCCGUACUUCACCAUCCACGACAGCGAGUUUAAGGAGUACACUACCAGGACGCAGGCGCCGCCGUCUGUUAUUUUGGGAGUUACAAAUCCAUUCUUUGCCAAAACACUCCAACACUGGCCGCACAUCAUCCGCAUCGGCGACAUGAAGCAAGCAGGAGAGAUGGCCAAGCUGAUGAAAGUCAAGAAACUGAAGAACCUCAAAACUCUGGAUUCUAAACCUGGUGUGUACAGUGCCUAUAAGCCAUAUCUCAACAAAGACGAGGACAUCAUCAAACAGCUUCAGAAGGGAGUACAGCAGAAGAGACCCUCUGCGGCCCAGAAUGCAAUUCUCAGAAGAUACUUUCUGGAACUGACUCAGAGCUUCAUCAUUCCGCUGGAGCGGUAUGUGGCCAGUCUGAUGCCUCUGCAGAAGUCCAUCAGUCCAUGGAAGAGUCCUCCUCAACUCCGACAGUUUGUACAGGAGGACUUCAUGAAGACCCUGGAGAAGGCCGGACCUCAGCUCACCUCCAGACUGAAAGGAGACUGGAUCGGACUCUACAGGCAUUUUCUCAAAUCUCCCAACUUUGACGGCUGGUUCCGUAACCGGAGGAGAGAAAUGACCCAGAAGCUGGAGGCGCUGCACCUGGAGGCACUGUGUGAGGAGGACUUCCUGCAGAGAGUCCAGAAGCACACCGAGGUGGAGACGGUGGAUCUGGUCCUGAAGCUGAAGGAUAAACUGAGCCAGGCGGACAAGGAGCAGCUGCCGGUGCGUCCGGGGACUCUGGCUAAACUACGAGACCACAUCGAGGCCGUCAUCUUAGUCCUCCCAGAAGACCUGCAGGGCAUCCUCCACAAGCCCGCCACACCCUGACCUGUGACCCCAACAGGACAGCGGCUGAGGACAGGCGGGCCGAGUCUGGAACUCGGACUCAGAGUCCAAGAACCUGGUCUCAUGUGAAAAGCACAUGGAGCGUUGUUAUUUUGUUUUCUGUCAUUGCAGCGUGAAUGUUGUGGACGUUUUGAUGAUCUGUGAGAACUUUGUGGAUGCUGUGAGCCGGUCAGGGGUCAGAGGUCACCUACUAUUGGACUUGGUCCACACCAGCAGGUCGGA